Molecule: messenger RNA, 5320 nt
Organism: Clupea harengus (Atlantic herring)
Lineage: Eukaryota; Metazoa; Chordata; Actinopteri; Clupeiformes; Clupeidae
Gene: itgav
Product: integrin subunit alpha V
Biological process (GO): cell-matrix adhesion; integrin-mediated signaling pathway; angiogenesis
Cellular component (GO): external side of plasma membrane; integrin complex
Molecular function (GO): integrin binding
Source: RefSeq, a predicted model, not a curated record
AAAACUGGUUGCGGAAGUCUGAGUUACGUUGGGGGGUUACGUUUAAGUUGAUCAGUCUUCACUUCCUGUACAGUGGGACAUCCCGCUGCAUCAGUGUCCGCCGUAUCCAUGGUGAAACAGUCUCUUUUGACAUUUAUUUGAAACACUGCGUCGACGCUAAAUACCUAGGACAGAUAUGCGACUUUACUUCAGCUUGUUUACGUCCAGUAUGUGAACGCUGUUCUGAAUUAAAACUUGCCGUAAAAAAACGUCGGUACGCUACAUCUGUUUGUCCAUGGACAUGGAGCCUGGAAUCACGGUGAAUCGAAUGUGUUCGUAAGCGGGAACGAGGACAAGUUGGCAACAUCUUGGCUACAUUUCUGUUCUCCUACCCUUUGUAGCAUAUUUCAAAACAAAUACUUCGGAAGGAUAUAGAACAACCUGGCAAAAUGGGGAAAUAUCGGAAUCUAUGUUUAUCCGUAGCCAUAAUAUUGUCCUGUCUCAAACACGGACUUGCAUUCAACCUUGAUAUUGACAAACCUUCUGUAUUCUCUGGUCCUCGAGGGAGCUAUUUUGGAUUUUCUGUGGAUUUUUUCAAACCGAGUAACAGACAAUUAAAUGUUCUUAUAGGUGCCCCAAGAGCAAUCGUGUCAACACUGUCAAACGUGUCAGAGAGAGGCGCAGUUUACAGCUGCCCCUGGCAAACCGGAGAUGGCUGUAAGCAAAUACUAUUUGACAAUUCGGAUGAUCGGAAGAAUGAAAACAACCAGCAAAUGGAGUUCAAGACCAACCAGUGGUUUGGAGCUACGGUGCGAUCCGCUGGGGAUCAUAUUUUGGCCUGUGCGCCUCUGUACCAGUGGAGUACCUAUGGUCUUUCAGAGAGGGAGCCCGUCGGAACCUGCUUUCUGAAGAAAGGAACAAGUGUGGUUGAAUACUCCCCUUGUCGCUCAAAUUUCAACUCACCAGAGGGACAAGGUUUUUGUCAAGCUGGAUUCAGUGCAGAUUUUGUGAAGAAUAACAGAGUUGUUGUCGGCGGACCUGGCAGCUUCUAUUGGCAAGGUCAGCUCAUCUCUGAUGACAUAUCGGAAAUCAUAGACAAGUAUAACAACAACUUCUACACAACGUACAGCGGUCAACUAACCACCAAGUCAGCAAGCGCCCAGUAUGAUGACAGCUACUUAGGGUACUCUGUAGCAGUGGGGGACUUCAAUAACGACGGGGACGAAGAUUACAUUACUGGAGUGCCCAGAGGAGAAAAGGCCCUUGGUUAUGUUAACAUUUUUAAUGGGAAGAAUAUGGUGUCUAUGCUUAACUUCACUGGUGUUCAGAUGGCUGCCUAUUUUGGGCAUUCGGUAGCGGCUACUGACAUUAACAAUGAUGGGCUGGUGGAUCUGUUUGUGGGAGCCCCUCUCUUCAUGGACCGUGGCUCCGACGGGAAGCUGCGAGAGGUGGGGCAGGUGUACGUGUACAUGGGCAAGGGCGCCUUCACCUUCCUCAGCCCCCAGAAGCUCACCGGCUCCGAGAUCUACGCCCGCUUCGGCAGCUCCAUCGCCAGCCUGGGGGACCUGGACCUAGACGGCUUCAACGAUGUGGCCAUAGCCGCCCCCUACGGAGGACCGGACCACCAGGGUCUGGUGUACAUCCACAACGGCAGGGCAGCGGGGCCUGAGCUCACAGCCUCCCAGGUGCUGGAGGGCCGCUGGGCCUCCACCUCCAUGCCUCCCAGCUUUGGCUACGCCAUGCACGGCGCCACAGACAUCGACCUGAACGGAUACCCAGACCUGAUUGUGGGCGUGUUUGGCGCUGACAAAGCUGUUCUUUACAGGGCUCGGCCAGUCAUCAGUGUAAACGCCACCCUGGACAUCAGCCCUCAGAUCCUGAACCCAGAGGCCCGGAGCUGUCAGCUGCCUGGCACCUCCACCUCAGUGUCCUGUUUUACAGUGAAAUACUGCCUGAAGGCAAGUGGAAGAGGUGCCCCAUCCAAUUUGAACUUCCAGGUGGACAUCGUCCUGGACAAGCUCAAGCACAAGGGGGCGGUCAAGCGCGUCCUCUUCCUCCACAACCGCCAGUCCCAGUAUUCCAAGAACAUGACCGUGUCCAACGGCCGAGCCCCGGGCUGCGAGGAGCUGGUGGCCUACUUGAUCGAUGACUCAGAGUUCAGGGAUAAGAUCACGCCCAUUGCUGUGUUCAUGGAGUACCGGCUGGACUACAAGACGGCUGCAGACAAAACUGGCCUGCUACCCAUCCUGGAUCAGUCCACGCCUGCCAACGUGACCAAACAGGCUCAUUUAUUAUUGGAUUGCGGGGAAGAUAAUAUCUGCAAACCAGAUCUGAAAUUGUCUGUGGUGAGUGACCAGAAGCAGAUCUACAUUGGUGAUGAUAACCCCCUGACCCUCGCCGUCACCGCAGACAACAGCGGGGAGGGGGCUUACGAGGCUGAGCUCCACGUCAUCAUGCCCCCGCAGGCCGACUUCAUCGGGGUGGUGCGCAACAGUGAGACGCUCUCCAGGCUCUCCUGUGCUUACAAGAGAGAGAACCAGACCAGGAUGGUGGUGUGUGACCUGGGAAACCCCAUGAAGGGCGGCACAAAGGUCGUGGCCGGGCUUCGCUUCAGCGUCCACCAGCUGUCAGAGCAGGACACCUCUGUCAAGUUUGACCUGCAGAUCAUCAGUUCUAACCAGUUCAACAACACCAGCAACCUGGUCUCCAGUGUCACGAAGCUUGCCGUCUUAGCCAGAGUGGAAAUAAGAGGUGUAUCUGCCCCUGAUCAAGUCUUCCUCCCCAUUGCCAACUGGCAGCCCAAAGACAACCCAGUGCUGGAGGAUGACAUUGGUCCCCUCAUCCUCCAUGUGUAUGAGCUCCGGAACAAAGGCCCAAGCACAUUCAGUAAGGCUAUGUUGGACAUCAAGCUCCCUUACAAGUACAACAACGGCUCUCUGCUCUACAUUACCAAGUACACGGUGGAUGGAGCCAUGAACUGCAGCACGGACAUGGAAAUCAACCCUCUCAACGUCUCUAACCCCACGUUUUUGGACAAGAAUGUCACGGUAUCCAGUGGAGACCGGUCGGAGAGCAGGAACCGCAACCACGUGCACCGCCGUGACCUGGAGAGCAAGCAGAUGGAGGGGGACCUUGAAACGCUGGACUGUGACAAGGCCAAGUGUCUGAAGAUCCAGUGUCGGGUGGGGCGACUGGAGAGGGGACAGAGUGCCAUCCUCUUCAUCCGCUCUCGGCUUGGCGUGGGUACCUUCCUCAAGGCCGAGUCCCAGAACCGCUCCUACAUCGUCAAGUCCUCAGCCACUUUCAAUGUCAUUGAGAUGCCCUACAAGAACUUGGUGUCUGAGUUUCCAUCCAACAGCACGGCGGUGAACCUGGCCGUGAUCUGGGUGAAGACAGACUACACCCAGCCUGUGCCAGGAUGGGUUGUUGCCCUCGCUGUGUUGGCUGGCCUCCUCCUGCUAGCCCUGCUGAUCUUUGUGAUGUACAAGCUGGGCUUCUUUAAGCGAGUGCGCCCCCCUCAGGGAGACUGCACAGAGAAGGAGCAACUGCAGCCACUGGAGAACGGCGACCGCAACACAGAGGCAUGAGGGGCCGUCAGAGCACUGUGUCAACGCCACAUCUCCAAGAAUGAACUGGGAAAUGUCUUAUGGGGACCGCCAUAAGACAGAACUAUACAGUUGUGUGUGUGUGUGUGUGUGCGUGGGUGGGUGGGUGGGUGGAUGUGUGUGUGUGUGUGUGUGUGUGUGUGUGUUUUGUGAGUCACGUGAGUCACGUGGCCAAUUUGAAAAUCUUGGGACAGAUUGACCCAUAAAUGCAGUCCUUUGCCAACUUUGGCUGUGCAUACGCAGUACUUUCAAUUGUGGACACUGGAGGAGUGAUUGCUUUUGGUCUAGACUGCUCUGAUUCGUGUGACUGCCACAGUGCUUACAACAGGGGGAAAACCCAAACGAAGAAGUGCUGAAACCUUCAAAUGCAGUGGUGUUCAUGUCUUUUGACUGUCCCUCAUACUGGGACGAGUGCCAAUCCUGUUUGACUGUGCUUCAACAAAACCUGCUGGUUAAAUCUAUGCAUAUUUACUGCACUGACUUUCAUGAGAUUCCCUUGGCAAAUGUAGUUGAAAUAUGAGGCGUUUGAAUAACCAUUGUUUACACUGUUAGUUUGAAGCAAUAGAGAAUAAAUAGGUCUUAACUCUGUAAUAAAUGUAGUGUCAAAUGGAUUGGGAAAUUUGCAAUAAUCAUGUACCUUGAAUAGCUACUGCCAUAUGCUGCUUCAGGUUAAUAAUAUGCCAAGAAGGAGGCCACUUUAAAACCUUGGUUUCACUAAACAGUUUGACUCCUCUGUUGUGUAGUAAUUUAAAUUCACUCCUAUUUCAUUUCCUUUUUUUUUUUUAAAUAUAAUUUUUUUUUUUAGAUGAAAUGUUUAAAUUAAAUUAUUGUUAUUUUGUCUUUCUUCCUCUGACUUUUAGGUGGUGGAAAUAGAAUAAUUUCAUGGAUUACUUAAAUUUGUAUUUUUAAAAUAUGGUUUGCAUUUUUUACUAUUCUAAAAUAUAGGUACUACAUUCACCAUAAACGUAUCACUCCAUCUCAUCGUAAAUAAAGUCUAACACUUUUUUUAUUUGUAUUUCCAAACACUCUCACUGUCACAACAUUGUCAUUUCAAUACAAAGACUCAAGUCCAAGGGCAUAGUGUGAAGCUGUUGUGAGCUCUUGCUUUAGGAGCAGAAAGUACAAUAGACCAUCACUGCAUAAUGGAAAGUAUUUUACGGCGAAAACAGCAGUUCUUCACAACUAUAAUAGUACUGUAAGACUGAAUACAGUCUACCAGUCUAGCUUGAGGUUUUUUUGUCAGUCUGCAUCGGUCUAUUUUUUUGCACAUUCUUCAUGGCUGUCAACACAUUUCUUCACAUAUUGCACAUAUAGAAGUCUUCUCACUUCCUUCAACAGUAUGACUUCACCAUUUUAAAUUACAUUAACCUAAAGAAAUUGACUAGAUCAUAAUGAUCACAUGAUGAAUACACGAUACUUGUAAAUCACAAUUUUUGUAAUAUGAUUGAACUUUGAUUUUAUUUUGUAUAUGUAUAUAAAGAUUUUUAAUUCAGUCCUGACUGUAUCCCUCCACCAACAUGUAUAGAACAGCUCAGUUUGAAGUGUUAAAAUGAUCCGUUUCCACAUGUGGAAUAACUCAACAAAACCCUGCAGUCACUCCAGUUUGUGAAUUUGUAUACUGACAUUUGGUGGGCGAAAUGGGUUAACAAGGAUAAACUGUUAGAAUUUCAAGAGGUAUCAGAUAUACUGUAUUUUCACCAGUGCUUCCAUUACUAUUAAAAUACGGAUGUGAUAAA